ACUCGUGCACACACUGGCAGAUACACUCAAGCUCCCUUCUCAAGCGCUGUAACACUACCCGUCCUUACUCUCCUUUCCGCCGGUGGAUUUGAGCCCACAAUUCACGUGGAACAUCGUCAAAAUGUCUGACAAGCCUGAUAUGACUGAGAUUUCCCGUUUUGACAAGACAAAGCUGAAGAAGACCGAGACAAAAGAAAAAAAUCCGCUGCCCACCAAAGAGACUAUUGAGCAAGAGAGGAAAGGAGAUGCCACACCUUGACUGCGAAGCACACGAAGAAAAGAAGCUGGGAUGCCACAGCAAAAUGCACUUUCUUUUAAUUACUACACUCCUCUAAUAUUCUACUUUUGUCUUCAACAAGGGUGCUUUUGAGCUCCCCGGGGUUUUGUCCCCACAUGGGGCAGGGUUCUCUUUAUCACUUUAUCACAAGGGUUAGCCUGGUUGCUUGUCUCACUCUGUUAGCAUGUAGCUAACAGCUCGCUAAUAUUGCCAAAACUGGGGAGUGGUGUUGUGAUGUAGCAUCAGGAGGCAGGCAACCAGACUAUGGGGGGCUGGGCAGGUUGGGGUCUCCUAAAAAAAGGCCAACCUUUGGCACCAAACCAUCUAGGUCCUAGGAUGUUUUCUUGAUAUUUUUUUUACUUUUCAUUUUGAAAUAAAUAUCAAGAUGU
Phycodurus eques (leafy seadragon) is the source of this 666-nucleotide messenger RNA. RefSeq names its product thymosin beta 2 (gene tmsb2). Gene Ontology annotation, biological process: actin filament organization; regulation of cell migration. Bases 122 to 259 code for a protein of 45 amino acids. The transcript is spliced from 3 exons. The record is from RefSeq and is a predicted model, not a curated record. Gene Ontology annotation, molecular function: actin monomer binding. Lineage: Eukaryota; Metazoa; Chordata; Actinopteri; Syngnathiformes; Syngnathidae. Gene Ontology annotation, cellular component: cytoplasm.